UCUCUGUGGUAGGUUUGUCUUGUUACCAGAGUUGGGAUAAUGUUAUAUACAGCUGUUUUUUCUCGCUUCCAAGAUUCAUGGCAGAAUGAGAAGAACCUAGAAGUAAAAUGUGCACCAAAUUCCUUCAUGGCUUCUUUAAAAAACGCCUCCAGAGUCGUCAGUGAGAUUUCUUUUUAAUCCACAGCUGCUUUUGAUGAGGUAAUGUCUAAGAAAUGUUAUCGUGGUAUUUCCACUGGUAACCAGCAGUAGCUUCGGGAUCUACUAGUUGUGUUUACAAACUUGAAAUCCGGCACAGUCUUUGGCUGGUGCCCGCGGCUCCUCGUACAAGUUUUGGGAAGCCAUGAGGACGGUGGAGCAACUCUGCAGGAAGGGCUUGUUGUUGUGCCUUUUGGCUUGGCGGCUCGGAUCAAAAAGUCUCGGUGUGCUUGAGGGUAUCAUUGAAUGGGGCGGUGUGUUUUGAUCUCGCCUGCCUUUGUGCAACAACUGUUUCUGAGCCGUCAGGGGGUCCGCGGUCCGACCGGCGGAGGGGGACACGGCGGAGGGACUCUGGGCUGCCGUGCUCCGUGGUGAAUGCAGACCAGUCCACUUUGGCUGCAUGUAAGACGACUUUGGGGAGAUUCUGGUUCGGGAAGGCCUGCUUAGGUGUCGUCUCUGCUCCGACAACAAAGGAAACGACUGUUGCUUGUUAAAUUUCACUCCUGCGGCCGCUCUCAGACAAACACCGAGAACGUUGUGGUGGCAAACAGCCGCCAACCUAAGUUGGUAAAUUAGGACUGAGUUUGCCAACGACGCCUGCGCAAUUUGUGCGCACACCCGAGCGCGCGCGCGCUCCCUUCAAGUCGUUUUUAAUCAUUUUAAAGUGAUUCUGUAGUUACUGUACCGGUCCACAUACAGUGUGAGUGCGUGUGUGAGGAUGGUGGAGAGCCAGAGCUGUGUUCACAGAGAGGGGAUGUACCGCUGGUUCUCCUCUCUCAACUCAGCCCAGAGGGCAGAGUUCUUGUGCGGCCUGCUGGACCUUUGCGUCCCCAUCGAGCUCCGUUUCCUCGGCUCGUGCUUGGAGGACUUGGCUCGCAAGGACUACCACUCUCUACGGGAUGCGGAGAUCAAAGCCAACAACCCCGUCGACCUGUCGGGCCUUACCAACAUCACAGAUGAGGUGGUGCGCAGCAAGCUGCUGGUGUCCCUCGCACUGCUCGGUUCAGACAACCGGGAGGCUGCGGGGGUCCUGUACCGGACCCUGACCCACAUAGACACGGUGAUCAAUAACUACGGCCUGGCGCUGAACGAUGGGAGGACAGAGGAGCAGUUUCUGCUGCUGUUCACCAUGGCAUCCAACCACCCCGCCUUCAGCUUCCACCAGAAGCAGGUGCUGAGGCAGCAGCUCAGCCAGAUCCAGGACAUCCUGCAGGCAAGCAGUGGUGGAGGAGGAGGAGGAGAAGCUCAAGCUGCAGGGCAGAGCGGUGAACGAGCUGCCAUCUGUUAUGCUCAGCCGCAUCACCACUAUCACCGUCAGUCGGUGUCCCUGCCUCUGUCCCCCCUGUCUCCCACUGCCUGCUCCCUGCCUGAUGCCAGCGCUGCCUACCUGCCUCUGUCUCCCUGCCAAGCUUGCCUCACACACUGCACCUGCUGGCACAAGAGCCAGACCAGAGAGACCGGCAGUGUAUUAGGAGCUGCUUUGGGACAAGGAGACCAAACAGUCAGCCAGGACCUGACUUCUCCCCACCAAGAACUCCGUCCUCCACCACCACCUCCUCCUCCCCCUCCUCCACCACCUCCUCUGCCGCCCCCUCAUCUGCCUUCUUCUCCACCUGCUGGGCAAAGUCAGGAUGCGGCAACUAAGAGCCAGCAGGGGAAUUCUGGAAAAGCGGUGAUUGAAAGGGUGGUGCUGAAAGUUCCUCACAAGCCUGAAGACUCCAGCGAGUAUAGUUUUGAGGUUAGCUGGUCCGAUGGGUUGGUAGUAUCUGUUGUAAGAACUCAGCAGGAGGUAGCAGAGCUGCUGUCUCAGGUCAGUUCCUCAUUUCCCUUUCUUUCUGUUGUCCCACUCAGGUGUCUAACAGCCCUGCCCUGCCAUGUCCUCCAGCACCAAAGUGUCCAGCUGUUCUUUACCUCCACCAGGCCUCUCUCACCCAACUGUCCCUCCUCACCCCUCUCCUCCCCACUUGCAUCCUCACUACCAACCUCUCCUAUAGCCCCAUCCUGCCCGUUCACCUCCAGCUCCAAUCUUGGCUGUAUGAUGCAGUACAAAGGAGGUAACAGGUACGAGUUUUGCCCCUCUUUGACCUCGCUGCAUUAAAACACAUGUACAGUCUUAGACGUGCACUUGUACCAACGUCGCUCAUUGGCUCUUGCUUCUCUCAGGGUGGUGUACAGAGUGGCCAGCGUCCAGCCCGUCAUCAGCACCCACAACUCCAUCUUGACUCGCUCCACUCCUCACUUGUCCUCCCUUUCCUCCCCUCCUCUUCCGACUCCGGCUCUCCUACCCUCCAUUCCUCCUCCCCAGCACUCCCCACAGCUCUCCUCUCUCCCUCCCCCCGUGCCAGCCCUGCCAGCACGUGGCUCUGCAGGAAGCGGGGCCGACAGCUCCUCCCAACCGCAUCCUCAGCAUGGUCAGCUUCAUUUAUACCCACAGCCCUCCCAGCACCACCUUCAUGCACAAACCAGCAGCCAGCCCAGUACGCAGCCUCAGACUCUGCACCUGUCCCAUUCCCAACCAUUGUCCCAUUCACAGUCCCGCUCCCAGUCCCAUAAUCAAUCGCUCUCCCAGUCUCAGCCCAAUACGCCAGAGCAGAACGGCAUCCUGGAUUGGCUCCGCAGGCUCCGCCUCCAUAAGUAUUACCCCGUCUUCAAACAGCUCACCAUGGAGGAGUUUUUAGCUCUGACAGAGGAGGACCUGAACAAGUACGACCUCACCCAAGGAGCAAAGAAGAAACUGAAGACCCAACUAGAACUCCAAAAGUCUGCAGACAGGGAGAUGAAGAUGGAGAAGCGGCCGUGCAGUGGCAUUGCCAGGGUGACGCCUUCCAGUCACAUAGGACCCUCAGCUCACCCCACCUCCAGCGCAGGAGAACUGCGAGUGGAGGUGGACGCCGUGCCGCACCACCACCCUGUCUCCACAGACAGCAGCUCGUCCUCGGGCUACUCCAGCUCUUCCUGCUCCCCUCGCACCCCACACAGUUGCGACUCCACCUUUGACAGGACCAGAGACAUUCACAGACGUGUGUUGGCUCCAGAUACAGCAGGAAGUGGUCCAGAGAAGGAUCGGCCCUGCAUGUUCAUUCUGAACUCGACAGGCUCCAGUCGCCCCACAGCCCAGGUCCUGCCCGUCCAAACCGAUCCAGCUCCUCCUCUCCCUCCCACAUGCUCCUCCCACCUCCCCUUCGGCCUCCCGCAAUCUGCUUAUCACCCACAGGGCGGUUACCCACAGACGCUGCUCUCCCCGGUCUCAAACCCAGCACGCAUCCUCACCUCCCCUCGCAAGCCCAGGCCCCCUCCGCUGGCCACAGAGGACCGGACUAAGCCGUUGGGCUCGAGCCUUCCUGUGGCCGGUGCAAGCUUCAGUUCAGGGCUCGGGGUGGGGGCUGGGGUGGGGGUGAGACGGGAAAACCUGUUCUCCAGGGUCAACAUGGAUGGCUCGUCUGGACUUCAGGACUCUGUGGUUUGUCGUGGUCUUGCGGGAGGUGGUGUUAGUCUGAUGGUAGAAACCAGCUGCGCUCUGACCUCCACCUCCAACAGCCACCACCACGUUUCCCACCCCCCUGUCCACUUCCACCUCUCAUCCUCUUCCUCCCCUUCUCCAUCUGGAUUUUACUCUUACCCCCCUGUAUCCUCAUCCUCCUUCGCCUCUUUCUCCGCUUCCUCGUCCUGCACCUCCUCAAAAUCCGCCUCUCAGACUGGCAGCUCCAGUGGUGGAGGUAGCUAUGUUCCCAUGGCAACAGCAAGCACCGUUCCUGUGGCUGCAGUCCCGGGCAACACUUACUACCCACCCCAGCAUUCCUCCAGCCCCUCUCCUUCACCCUCCUCUGCUCCUUCAUUGGAUCAAAGUUCUGGUCACAGUCCUUCCGUAUGUGUUUGCAGUUCUUGCGGUUGUCGAGGGAACUGCGGCGCCUACGGGGCGUUACCUGGAUACGCCGCAGCCAGCUACCUGCAGCCGUUCUCGGCCGGGCCCUCACUCUUCACCCUGGGUCCUCUGCUCCAUCUCAGCCCCCUGAUAGCGUCGUCCAGCACCGCCGGCACAGGCGCUGCACCAUUCUCCUACCCAAUGAUGGUACCGCCGCCCCUCUACCGCCACAGCCCGCUGUCACAUGACCAGCAGCAGGGGUUCGGCUUUUACCAGCCCCAUGGCAUCAUGGGAAACGGUGGGCAGAAAAGGACAGCAGGGAACCUGUCAUGUUAUAACUGCGGUGCCCACGGACACAGAGCCGAGGACUGCAAACAGCCACCCAUGGAUGCGACACAGCAAGGGACAUUUCGCUUGAAGUACACACCUCACUCUGACAGCAAGGACUCAGGAGACUAAGCGGCAGAGGCGGCUUUGGAUUUGAACUCCAGACUAAACUGUACCUCAUGGUCCUGCUGAAGCCAACAAAAAACACAAAAGGGACAGGAGACAAACAGCCUGCUCCUUUAGUGCGGAGGUUCACUGUUAGUCUGUUCAAAGACUGCUGAGUUGAAUCAUUGGUGUUCUUUCUUUCUUUUCUUUUCUUUCUUUUUUAAGCCAAAGCUUGCAAAGAGAUUAGAGGAGGAGGAAGAAGAUUUUAGGCACAAGUAAAAGUGGACAUUUAUAAACUCUACCAUGCUUGAUCUCAGAGAUGUAGCUCAAAGUCUUCCUCAGAGAAAACACUACAGACCGACAAUCAGUCACAUGACCUGAAAAGAAGCUUCCCAUGACAACCACAGCACUCCAGAUCUGGUCUUCCAGAACACGCAGCCUAAUCAAGUACCAGUGUUAUCCCUCCUUUCACAGGAUUUACUGGUGCACGUCUCAGCAACGUCUCAGUACCACAGCUAAUCGUUUGAGUGUUGGCUCGUUGCUCCUCACGGUUGGCAUGUCCACACAAAGAUUCCACUUUAAUCUACUAUUUCUAAAACUGGCACUGUAUGUUCAGGUGGUUGACAGUUCCAAAGUUAAUCCUGACCAAAUCCUGAGUCACAGUAUUCACAUAUUCACCUGGAUUUAAGCUCUGUUUGAUUUCAAAACGGCCUCAAUCUACCAGUUACAUAUUCAGAGGUUUAUUCAUUUGCUUUGUUUCUGGUUAUCAACAAGCAGGAGUCAAAUGUCUGGUUUGGUGCUUUACAUCUCGUGCACCAGCCUUUAUACAGGUGUGCACAGAGCUGUCGGCCACAUUUAAACUGGAACACCGUAUUUAAAUGUGCUAACAGUUGAAUGAAUGAAUUCUAACUGGCACACAGACUGCAUGAACUGGAAACCACCUUCAGCAACUGGAGAUCUAAGAGGAAAACUGGUGUCUGUUGUGCAUCUUCAGCCCGAGUCUGUAUGUAAAGAUGGAAAAUCUGAUGGUUGAUGUAAUGUGCAACCAAAGUAAGAACCAGGGGAUGAACAUGUGGUAUUGAGUGCAUGCCUUUUUCUCAGCACUGCUGGCUAAACAUUAUCACACAGCACUUCAUCCAAGACUACCAAAAUAGUUUCUUUGAAGCGUAUCUUAUCACGGUGAUGUUUGAGUGUUCAUUUUUCCAUUUGCUCAGUUUGUUUUGAUUUUUUAAAUUCGUUUCUGAGCCACCUGUUGGCCACUGUUCAGGAAAUGUACACAGGAACUUUCUGCACGAAUCUUCUAACACGUCUUGAGGGACUUUGGCAUUUUUUUCAGGAAGUUAAGUUUGUGUUAAACGGGUGAUUCGAAUGCUCUAGCUGGUAAGCAAAGGACCAGUGUAGAAGACGGGCAGUUCAGAUUCUGCUGCAGUAAAGUUGCACAAUGGAGGUGGUGGUUGCUGGGCUACGUCAGAGCAGAUCCAGAGGGAACAGCUUCUCUUCCUGCAAACCCAGGGGAGCUAAAUAGGUAAAAUAAUUAUUUUCACCUGCUUCUAUACAAAGAAGAACAUGCUUUAUUUCAGUUUUCACAAAUGCAGCAUUAAUAAUAUGCCUGAUUGAAGUAAACUGCCAGUUAUGUCCUCUAGUUUUUUGUUUGUUUGUUUUUUUUACAACGCUGUUGUUUUUACCCAUAAAAUGCUAGCACUCUGCUAAUGCAUGCUGAUUGGUUGACUGAGGACUCUCCUAAAAGAAAGUGUUGCUAAAUAACUUCUCCACUGCUGGCUUGCCUUAAAUCAAAAUGAUGAACGCCAAAAAGUGGCUCAAAGUGUGGGAAGAAAGGGAUUUUACUAAUAAUUAAACCCAUAUAUACAAAACAGAAAAUGGAACGAUAUCUAAGGUUUCAAACCUUGGAAGCAUGUUUACCCCUCAUAUGUAACAUUUUUGGGUCUGUAGGCUGCUGUGAAUUCUGGACUGCCUGGAAAGCAUCUUCUUUCUUCUGGUCGCUUGAUGUUUAAGAGCACUGUGCUUAGACCUCAAUACCAUGUCUCCACCCUUGAUGGGUACUGCACAGACUCUGGUUGCAGAUAACAUCACCAUCACUCAAACUCCGUGUUAGUUGGGCUUUUAUGCAGUGGCAUGCAUUGGGGACCUGUCAGCCAUUUUUAUUCACUUCUUGGCGAUCUGCAGCCUUUCUACCUCUGAGCACGCCAGAGGGUGAAAUGACCCUCUGUGCACAAAUACAGCAACGACAAUCAGAGAAUAUCAUGUGGUUUACAUCAGGACGAACAUUCAAAGUGCCAAUUUUCUCUUUUCAUAAUUGUGGUGUAAGCGGGAGUUGUUCUUUUGUACUUUGUUUGUACAGGUCUAAGUAUGUCGAGCAUGUUGGAAUUUUAAGAAAGCAAUAGGAAGUGCUUCUGUGUUCGGGUCUUCGACCCGGUGGGGUUGGGCGGGUGGGAAGCUGCUGAGCUGGACCCAGAGCUGCACAGACACAAGGACAGCUGGUCCUUCAGAUGAAACUCUCUUUGUACCCCUGGAGGGCACAGCACAGGGAUGUGUGGGGUGUUUAUUUAAAAUAAAAAAAAUCCGAACAUUAAGUAUGUACGCGUUUGUUUGAGGUAUCGGCAAUUCGCUUUCAUAAUGUAAAAUAAAUUGUUCUGUAUUUUAUUCCAUUAGUUACAUAGAUGAGGGAAAUUUAUAUUGCUGGUUUACCCUGUCAUUGUUUUCUAUAGAUUAUACCAAAGAACAGAUGGUUUGUAGACAGAAAAAGUUCCACUUUUGUAGGUUUUACUUACUCUUUAAGGAUGUUGGUAACUUGAUGCAUGCAUGUUUCAAAAUCUUUGUUUAAAUAUGCUUUUAAAAUAUUUGUGUGUUUUGAAAGUUUGGACUUAAUUACCCAGUUCUUUGUUGGUAAGAUUUUUUUUUAUGGCUUAAAAUUAAAUAAUUUUGGAU
Messenger RNA from Neolamprologus brichardi, 7435 nucleotides. The record is from RefSeq and is a predicted model, not a curated record. Lineage: Eukaryota; Metazoa; Chordata; Actinopteri; Cichliformes; Cichlidae.